Molecule: messenger RNA, 576 nt
Organism: Lolium rigidum
Lineage: Eukaryota; Viridiplantae; Streptophyta; Magnoliopsida; Poales; Poaceae
Exons: 4
Coding region: 1-576 (191 amino acids)
Molecular function (GO): protein binding
Source: RefSeq, a predicted model, not a curated record
AUGGUGAAGACUCUCAAGGGCACCCACUUCGAGAUCCGGGUGCAGCACCAUGACACCAUUAUGGCUGUCAAGAAGAAGAUUGAAGAGAUCCAAGGAAAGGAUAGCUAUCCACGGGGUCAACAAAUGCUCAUUUACAAGGACAAGGUGUUGAAGGAUGAAAGUACACUGGACGAGAAUCAAGUUACUGAUGAUGAGUUCCUGGUCGUCAUGCUUAGUAAGCCGAGGGAGUUCAGGAGCAUGGAGGAUUUCUGGGUCUUCUACCUGGGCCAGCACUCGAAGCCGGCGACGCGCCGCUGGCACUUCGCCGGCACGGUCGCGUCGCUCGUCUGCGCACUCCUCGCGGCGGCCGCCACCGGCCGGGCCUCGCUCCUGGCAUCUCCAGUGCUCGGGUACGGCAUGGCGUGGUACAGCCACAUCUUCGUGGAGAGCAACCGGCCGGCCACGUUCGGGCACCCCGUCUGGUUCUUGCUUUGCGAGUACCGCAUGUUUGUCCUCAUCCUCACCGGCCGCAUCGACGCCGAGCUCGCACGCCUCCUCAUCCGGCUCCCGAGCGACGCCACCGUGCACCAUGAGUGA